GCAGACUACUGAAAAUGCAAAUACUAACGUGUCGCCUUAAUUUUGUGUGAUUUAUAUUUAUUGAAAUACUAACUCUCGUGUUCAUUGGAGAGAGGCAAAGGAAUUCGGUGUUACGCAGCGAUUAUCAAAGUGCGAAGGCAUCAGCACCAGCAGUCUAAGUUAUUACACCAACUUUGUGCUGACGAAAGGAAAAACCGAUCGCCCAGUUUUGCAUUUAAUCUCGCCACCUAGUGUGGCAACUAAUCGAUUCAGUUUAGUAUUUAUUCCAUUUAUUUACACUCAGUGAUAUCAUACAAGUGAAAACAAAACGCGGACACGUACAGGCAUGGAAGUACUGGACAGCAGUGAACCGUUUUUACAGUGGGACCGAAAUCUUAGCGAAUUGUCAGAACCCGGUGAAAACGACAGUGUUCUGUACAGCACACAUUUCACUGAACUCCUCGAUGACCUGUCCCAGGAGGCUUUGCUGGGCCAGUUGCUCAGCGACCCUUUCUUGCCGGGUCGUGGAGACGCGAUGGAAGCAGAGGAGGAGUUGAUCCCUGCCUCCCCUGUGCCCCCCCACAUUCAGGCUGAGCACAGCUAUUCUCUGAGUGGAGACUCCCGCCCACAGUCUCCCCUAUCACACCUGCCUGGAGAACCAGGCAGCGAUGCCGGGGACUCAGAUGGGGAUGACUGGCCUAUGGAGCAGGAGAAGAAAAGCCUUAAGAUAGAACCGCUGCUGUGUGACCCUCCCAGCCUCCUACCAACACUGGCCCUGACUGAGGGCGCCACAGUCACAGAACCUGUUACCACAGCAACUAACACGCUUACCUUAUCCCAGGCCACGCAGGUGACAGUUGUCAAGGUUAAGGAGGACAGUGAGAACUUCAGACCCCAGAUUAAACUGGAACCACAUGAGGUGGAUCAGUUCCUCAACCUGUCCCCCAAAAGUAUGGAGCCUCUGCAGAUGCCACCGACCCCACCAAGCUCCCAUGGCAGUGACUCAGAGGGUAGCCAGAGCCCUGUGCAUCCCUGUGCUCCUGCCAGCCCAGCACAGACCACCGCUGUCCUCAAGGUGGCACCGCGUGCCCCUUCCUCUCUGUCUAACUCCCCCCUGCUCACAGCACCACAUAAGCUGCAGGGCUCUGGUCCUCUCUUGCUGACUGAGGAGGAGAGGCGUACGCUCAUUGCUGAGGGAUAUCCCGUCCCCACCAAACUGCCCCUGUCCAAGGCUGAGGAGAAAGCCCUCAAGAAGAUCCGCAGAAAGAUCAAGAACAAGAUAUCCGCACAAGAGAGUCGCAGGAAGAAGAAAGAGUACAUGGAUGCCCUGGAGAAAAAGGUAGAGACAUGCUCCAACGAGAACAGUGAGCUUCGCAGGAAAGUGGAGACUCUGGAGUGUACCAACAAGUCUCUGCUGCAGCAGCUGCACUCCCUGCAGGCAGUAGUGGCAGGAAAGGUGCCUCGCUCCUGCCGGGUGACAGGAACCCAAACCUCCACAUGCCUCAUGGUGGUAGUGCUGUGUUUUGCCGUGUUCCUGGGCAGUUUUUAUCAGGGUUUGAGUCCCUGCUCAACCAUUACCAAAACCAGCUUAUCCAGAGAACUCACCAUGGAGGAGUCCUACACAGCCACAGUGAAGUCCAGGUCAUUAUUGGGCUUUGAUGAGCACGGGGGUGUGGAUGAACCCCACCCCUCUGGGCUGGGUGGGGAGUAUCCUGAUUGGGACAGACAUGCUGAUGUCAUGGCAACCUGGCGCUUGGAACAGCAGCGCAGACAGGAAGAGGUGGAGUCACAUGCAACAGAGUCCCGCCCACCAUUCAUCAGUAGCAAUGACACACAAGUGCAGAAACCAAUCCUUAUAGACCUGCACUCACACAGGUCAGCAGAGCUGAGGUCAAAUGAGACCACAAAAGUGGUUGAACUAGAGAGGACAGUGAACGAGACGUCCUGAUCGGGGGGUCUGACCAUGCCCCCUCCCCACACCACCCUACCCCCCAUCUUAAACACCACCCCACCCCACCGUGACCCAAGCCCCCCCCCUGCUGCGACAGGGGCCUUAGACUCCCCUUCUGUAUUUAUAGAUUCCAUUUGAGGAUUCUUUUACUUACGUAGAUGUCCUUUUUUUUACAAAAAAAAAAAAAAAAGAAGAGGAAAAAACAUAUAUUUUAUUCCAUUCCAACAUUAUAUCACGUUUUGAUACUUUAUUUUAUGAGAACACGUUUUUUCUUUUUUUUUUCCUA
Chanos chanos (milkfish) is the source of this 2216-nucleotide messenger RNA. It is a transcript of the gene creb3l2, whose product is annotated as cAMP responsive element binding protein 3-like 2. The coding region runs from base 326 to 1927 and encodes 533 amino acids. Gene Ontology annotation, molecular function: cAMP response element binding; DNA-binding transcription factor activity, RNA polymerase II-specific. Gene Ontology annotation, biological process: regulation of transcription by RNA polymerase II. The record is from RefSeq and is a predicted model, not a curated record. Lineage: Eukaryota; Metazoa; Chordata; Actinopteri; Gonorynchiformes; Chanidae. The transcript has 12 exons.